AAAAUUAUACACCAAAAGGUUGGUGAUAACGGCGUGAUAAUUUUAAAUCGACCUAAGGUAUUAAAUGCCAUAAAUUUAUCCAUGGCCCAAAAAAUAUAUUCCUUUCUCAAGCAAUGGGAACCUUCAAAGAAACUGGUAAUAAUGGAAGGUAUGGGUGAGAAAGCGUUUUGCGCGAGCGGUGACGUUAAAUCGCUCGCCUUGGUAUUAUUAAAUGAACCAAAAGACCAGCUUUAUCCAAUUGAACAACUAUUUAGAGAAAACUGUAUCUUAAAUCAUUUAAUUGGAACAUAUAAGAAACCUUAUGUUGCUAUCAUCAAUGGGAUAAUAAUGGGAACCGGCGUUGGAUUAGCUAUAUUUGGCAAAUACAGAAUUGCCACGAAAAAAAGUGCUGUUCCAGAAACGGCAAUAGGAUUGUUUCCUGAUGUUGGCGCGACUUAUUUUUUAUCUAGAUUGAGAGGCAAAUUGGGUACCUAUUUAGGUCUGACAGGGUACAAAUUGAAAGGUAUCAACGUUCUUCUUGCUGGGAUCGCGACGCAUUUUGUACCAUCAGAGAAACUCAUGGAUUUGAAACGUGAUUUGUUAACAUUGUGUCAAGUCGACAUUGAGUCUGUUUUAGACGAAUAUCAACUGAAAUUAAAUGAUGAAUUCAGUUUGACACCUCAUAUGUCACAAAUAGAAAAUUGUUUCUCUGCCCCAACCGUUGAAGAGAUAAUUGAAAGACUGAAGAAAGAUAAUUCAGACUGGGCAAACAAAAAUUUAGAUGUACUACUUAAAAUGUUUCCGACUUCUCUCAAAAUCACCAAAAAAACAAUCGAUGAAGGAAAAGGAAAAUCCUUAGCUGAUUGUUUAAAGAUUGAGUUUAGAUUGACUUGUACCGCUUUGACCAGAGACGGUGAUUUCUAUGAAGGUGUUAGAGCUCUUCUAAUCGACAAAGAUCGGAAACCAGUAUGGAAGCCGACAUUCUUAAUUGAUGUAACAAAUGAAUAUUUAAAUAAACAAUUUGCAGUACUUCCUGUGGAGAAAGAAUUGCAGUUUUUUGUAUCAGCAAACUAUAGAAAUUAA
Molecule: messenger RNA, 1062 nt
Organism: Cyphomyrmex costatus
Lineage: Eukaryota; Metazoa; Arthropoda; Insecta; Hymenoptera; Formicidae
Product: 3-hydroxyisobutyryl-CoA hydrolase, mitochondrial-like
Biological process (GO): L-valine catabolic process
Cellular component (GO): mitochondrion
Molecular function (GO): 3-hydroxyisobutyryl-CoA hydrolase activity
Source: RefSeq, a predicted model, not a curated record